This is a messenger RNA of Pyrus x bretschneideri (Chinese white pear), 797 nucleotides long. RefSeq names its product glycine-rich protein 23. The coding region runs from base 300 to 599 and encodes 99 amino acids. The transcript is spliced from 3 exons. The record is from RefSeq and is a predicted model, not a curated record. Lineage: Eukaryota; Viridiplantae; Streptophyta; Magnoliopsida; Rosales; Rosaceae.
UCUCUCUCUCUCUCUCGCGGCCAUUAAGGUCGCUCGUUUUCUCUCUCUAUAAGUGUUAACUUAAUUAGCCGACAUGAAACUAUACAGCCGACAUGAGUUUCAUGCAUGUAUACUUAGCCAUUAAGCGUGCUCUCUCUCGCUCUCUCUCUACAAGAGUUUCAUGUAUAUAUAGGGGACAAACUUCAAUAGCUGCAUUGCAAGUUCAUUAAGAAAGGAAGCUGCAGAAAUAUCCUUAGGGCUUUUUUUGAUCAAGAGAGAGUGAGAGAGAUUGAUCAGAUCAUCAUCAUCAUCAGAGAGACAUGCCACCAGGAGGGCCAGGAGGAGGAGGAGGACCGGGAGGAGGUCCACCGUGCCUUGAUUGCUUUGGUUUCCUAUGUGGCGGUCUAGGCAACCUUAUUUCCAAUUGUGCUUAUUUCCUGUGCUGCUGCUGCCUGCUUGAGAACUGCUGUGGGCCAAUGUUCCGCGGAGGACCUGGUGGUGGACAUGGUGGCGGCGGUGGACCUGGUGGUGGCGGCGGUGGAUGGGGCGGCGGUGGACCUGGGGGCGGACCUGGUGGCGGCGGCGGUGGGCCUGGCGGUGGCGGUGGUGGUCGAUGGUGAACAUCAUCAGUUCAUGAUGUUCCAGGCUUCUGGGUCAUGAUGUGCUUGUAACCUGUCUGUAAUUGUUUCUGUUUAGUUUGAAUAUAUAUGUUGGCAUGUUGCAACUGCUAUGUCUGUUGCAACUUGCACCUCAGUAUUCUUUCUUUGAUAUGUAGCCACACUGUGUGUUUAUUUUAAUUUGUUUGCAAAUUUCCUUCA